This is a messenger RNA of Fonticula alba, 2173 nucleotides long. Its product is annotated as CAMK protein kinase. Lineage: Eukaryota; Rotosphaerida; Fonticulaceae. The record is from RefSeq and is a predicted model, not a curated record. The transcript has 4 exons. Gene Ontology annotation, molecular function: ATP binding; protein kinase activity. The coding region runs from base 23 to 2173 and encodes 716 amino acids. Gene Ontology annotation, biological process: protein phosphorylation.
CUCUGCUUGAAAAGCCACCACCAUGACCGGCGAUGCUGUCAGCGCCACAAAGCGCCCCGGUGCCCCGGCGCGCCCUUCGCAGCUGCACCUUGUCGUCCCGGUGGACCCACUCGCCGGCGGGGGCUGCCUGUCCCCGGCAUCGCCCGGCCCCCCGGGCCUCUCCUUGAUUGAGAAGGCGCGCCGCCAUGCGGCCAGCGCGGCCCCCGGGCCGGCCAGGCCAAAGAGCCCCCUCGCGCCCGCCCCCCCGGCCCACGCCCCCUCGGACAAUGAUCUGCCGGCCGGGCCCCGGCGUGUGGCCCUCACCCGGUCCCACACGACUGGUCUCUCGGAUUUCGGGCCUUCCCUGGGGGCUGACGACAUGGCCCGGCUGGCCGAGGCCCCGGCCGGCGGGGCGGCUCCCCUGCCGGCGGAUGUGGCCAUCCCCCGGACGGCGGCCCUGCACCAGGGCCCGGUCGGGCGCCUGCGUCUCGCCGAUCCGGCCCUCAUGGACGCCUUCUCGCGUUUGACCCGGGCCGACUCGCAGGGCGAUCUCAUCGGCCCGGCCGCCGACCUGACCGCCCUCCCCGGCAUCAGCCUGCCGGUGGGCGAGCUGUCCGAGUUGGAGAACCUCAAGCGCCGCGCGGCCAAGCGCCUGUCCGUCACGCGCCCGGUGUCCGGGCUCUUCCUCGGUCAUGCGCUCGAUCAGCUGCUGGUGGUCGAGUCGCCGCCACCGCCGACAUCUCCCUGCGUGGCCCUGGCCGCCGCCCAGGCUGAGAAGGCCCGGCGGCGGCUGUCCCUCCCCGGGACCAAGCACAUUCCGCUGCCGGCCUUCCCGCCGGACUUCCUGGAGCGCUACGAGAUCGUUCGAGUCUUGGGCUUUGGCGCCUAUGCCGAAGUCUAUGAGGCUGUCGAGCGGACGCCCGAGCGCCGGCGCUUUGCCGUCAAGGUGGUGUUCACCGAUCGCAUUCGCAACCGCCGCCGCCUGGACAACGAGAUCGCCGCCAUGAAGGCCGCCGGCUAUCACCCGGGCAUGAUCUGCCUGCGGGAGACCAUCUCGCAUGGGCGCUUUUUGCUUCUUCGAACGGACCUUGCCCGUGGCGGGACCCUGUUCGAUGUGCUCAUCGACCAUGGCGGCUUCGGCGAGGCGCUCACUUCGCGCAUUAUGCGCAAUCUCUUUGAGGCGGUGGAUUUCAUCCACAAUAUCCCGCUCAUCCAUCGGGAUAUCAAGCUCGAGAAUAUCCUGAUUGCCGACCCGAAUGACCCUUCUUCGAUCCUGCUGUGUGACUUCGGCGUCGUCCGCGCUCUGACCGAUGAGGAGUUUGCCCACUUCCACGCCCAGGGCGAGACGUCCCCCCUGCUGGAGCCGGCCGAGGAGGGCGUGUCCACGCCAAUCAGCGACGAUGCCGAAACCGACACCGAGGAGGAGGAGGAGGAGGAGGAGGACGAAGCGGCCCGCCACCUCGGGCCCGGCGGCAUGGCCGCCAGUGGGCCAGCCACCCGGCUGCCGCUUACGCCGCCCGGGUCGUCGGAGAGCAGUCCGCCCCUGGGAGACAGCCCCCUGGCCGCGGGGCCGGGUCUUGGCGGCGGCGGCGGCGGCAGCGGCAGCCACAGCGACGGCACCCGCUCCGCGUCCGGUCCCCAGGCCGAGGAGGCCCUGCAGCAGGAGCAGCCCCUCCAGGAGGGCCAGUGCCGCUCUGGCAGUGCCCUGGGGCCCGAGGGGGCCGAGGCCCCCUUCGGCGACCAGGUGGUCAUCAUGCGGGGCAAGCAGUCGGCCGCGCGGGCGGCCCGGCGUGCGGCCUAUGCCAAGUCCCAAGUCGGCUCGUUGGAUUACAUGCCGCCGGAGGUUUUCAUUGGCGACCAUGCCCAUGGGCCCCCGUUCGAUGUGUGGUCCUGUGGCGUGGUGCUGUUCAUGAUGCUCUCGCUGACAUCCCCCUUCGGGGAGGACUACGGCCCGGGGGGCUGCUACCACCAGCCCUGCCCCAAGGGCGAGGAUCUGCCCGGGGAGCAGGGCCAGCUCCGGCGCAUCAUCCGCUGCCAAUACCACUAUGGGGCCCCGGCGUGGCGCAUGCGCUCGCCCGAGUCCAUGGACCUCAUUUCGCGGUUACUCGUCAAGGACCCGGCCGAGCGGCUGACCGCCUCCGAGGCUCUCGCGCACCCGUGGAUCACCAACCCCCCGCCCGGUGGCAGCCCUUAA